ACGACGAGGACGUUCUGAUCUACGCUAGCCCCGUAACAAAUCGGCCUCUUCUCCUAACAACGAUGGGCCUGCACAACAAGACGGUCGUCUCGGAGUUCAUACUGGUUGGAUUAACGGAAAACUUCCGACUCAAAUGUAUUCUGUUUGUCACCUUUUUCUUUAUUUACCUCUUGACUCUGUUUCAGAAUUUGGGACUUGUAGUUCUCAUCAGCGUAGACAGGAAACUCCACACCCCCAUGUACAGUUUCUUGCGCCACUUAUCGUUCCUCGACGUCUGCUACUCUUCAUCCAUCAUGAUAAGGAUGCUGAAAGACUUGGCCUCCUAUAAUACGUCCAUAUCGGUCGCUGGAUGCGAACUUCAGAUGCUCUCUUAUAUUGCGUUUGGAGUAACUGAGUGUUUUCUUCUGGCGGCCAUGUCCUACGACCGGUACGUGGCCAUAUGCCACCCGCUGACCUACCUCCAAAUAAUGAGCGGGAGGACCAUCCUGACCCUUCUCGUCUUCUCCUACUUCGGAGGCUUGGUCAAUGCCUUUGUUGAGACCGGCUUCUCGCACUUCCAUCUGGACUUCUGUGAAGAACGCCCGUAUAUUUACCACUACUACUGUGACGUCAUCGCCGUCAUUCAGAUUUCCUGUGGUGACACCGGACUCAAUCAAAUGGUCCUCUUCGCCUUUGCGGGUUUCACCGAGUUCUCCUCUCUGUUGGUGAUCCUCGUGUCCUAUAUGUACAUUUUGGUAUCGGUCUUACGCAUUCGUUCUUCCCAAGGACGCAGGAAGGCCUUCUCUACUUGUACGUCUCACUUGACGGUGGUGACUAUAUUUUACGGGACGGUCAUGUUUAUGUACCUCAGACCUUCAUCUGACUACAGCCCAGAGCAAGGCAAAGUGAUUUCUGUGUUUUUCACUAUAGUCAUUCCUUUUCUGAAUCCUUUAAUAUACAGCCUGAGGAACCGCGACGUAAAAACCUCUGCCCAAAAAAUGGGAGUUUCCAUACUGAAGAACGUGAGGAGGUUUGGUAUACAUUGACAGUUAUAUUGCGUCACUUCAUCCACUU
Messenger RNA from Rana temporaria (common frog), 1053 nucleotides. Its product is annotated as olfactory receptor 1019-like. Gene Ontology annotation, molecular function: olfactory receptor activity; G protein-coupled receptor activity; odorant binding. Gene Ontology annotation, biological process: G protein-coupled receptor signaling pathway; sensory perception of smell. The transcript has a single exon. The record is from RefSeq and is a predicted model, not a curated record. NCBI's taxonomy places the organism in Eukaryota, Metazoa, Chordata, Amphibia, Anura, Ranidae. Bases 63 to 1025 code for a protein of 320 amino acids. Gene Ontology annotation, cellular component: membrane.